AACAUUUGUACCAACCGCGUUUCAAUUUAAAUACGAGAAUUGGUGUGCUUUUAUUUAAAACAUUUUUGAUUUCUUAUAUUUUCAUUUGUUUUUAUUUAAUAAAAGCCACUGUGUGCUUUAACAAGGAGGUCAUCACAGCGUUCCUGUUUUUGCUUAAAAGGAAGUAAAACUGUCCAGCUUGACGUUUACUUUCCUUCUCGGUUCCCGUCCGUGUUUCUGGGAUGCUGAGCAGGCGGGCGGGGUCGAUUUUCCUUGCAGUGCCCUGUUGUGGCAGGACGAACGGAGCAGACACGGGAGGAGGCAGAGCACGGUUCAAUUUUUAACAUCUUCUUUUUGAUCUCCAGCAUUCUGCAAAUACAAUGGGAUCCCUAUAUAUUUGGUGUUAACGUCAAAAGCGUCGGAGCCUUCUCAUACGGACAUCUAGGUUUUCUCACAUCAGUAUACCGGAUUUUUUCUGUCGUGUCAGCCCGGUAGAAAAUAGUGUUUUUGGUUCUUUAGUGGAACUCCAAAUCCCACAGUAUGGCGUGGCCGUGCAUCAGCAGGGCGUGCUGCAUGGCCCGCUUCUGGAGCCAGCUGGACAAGGCGGACAUUGCAGUGCCUUUGGUCUUCACCAAGUACACGGACGUUUCGGAAAUGCAGCACAUCCAGCUGCAGCCGCCGCUCCAUCCUCCCCAGGCCCGGGUCGCCAUAGAAACGCAGCCGUUGCGUGCGGAAACCCGCACCGCGAAAACGACGCGCGGGCCGCGCAGGUGCGUCUCAGAGGAGCGCGUGUGCAGCUCGGUCAUGCGCGAGGACUUCAAGCACUGGAAGGUGCGACCGGAACCGAGCUGCAAACCCAAGAACCGGUACCAGGAGCCGGAGACGCCGUUCAACAGCGAGACCCAGUACCAGAAGGACUUCAAGCCCUGGCCCAUCCCGAAAAGGUACGACCACCCCUGGAUACCCAAACCCCCACCGGGCGAGGACCAACGACCCAGGCACGUGAAAAAGCAUGUAGCGCUGGAUGCGGAAUGCGGCGUGGAGAAAGGCGCCAUUGCCGACAAGGUGCAGGAGAAGGACCUGCUGCAGGGGAAGGAGAGGAAAAAGCGGUCCAGUAAGCAGGAGGGGGAGACAAAGGUGGUCCUGAAGGUGGAAGGAGAGGGCAGGGGGAGGGCGGAAGUGGAUGCCCUGAACCGACAGAUCAAAGAGGAGAUCACAGCGGGCAGCUCCUACAAAACUGAGUUUAAGGAGUACAAAGAUGUGAAGCCAGUAAAGAUGAUUCGGGCAAAGUCUCAGUACCUGCCUCCAGAUGAAAAGACAAGCUUAGAGACCAGCUACAGCGCCAACUUUAAGGGACAAGCUCCAGUCCAGGCCACUGACAACAAGGCCCAGGAAAGGAGGAGGAUACGCAGUUUGUACAGCGAGCCCUACAUAGAUCCCAGCAAACAGGUUGGCAGGUAUAGUGUCCCGCGCUCUAAACCUAAAAAGUCUGGAGCCCCCGCAGCAGGCCAGGGUAAACCAGUGAGGAAAGCCAAAGAUAAGCAAAGCGCCACACUGAAGGGCUUCAAGAAGACGACCUCGGAGAACCAGCCAGAGAACCGGCCGGCAGUUGGGGACAAGGAGAAAAAUCAUUAUAGUAACGGGUGGGCAGAAGCAUCCUCUUUCCUGUCUCCGCCAUUUGAUGCUACCCACCUCCCCCACUCUGCUCGCCUCCAUCUCCAGGUUGCCAUGGCUACUUGGCUGCCUAGCCAACCAAUGGAUGACUCUUGUUGCAUGGGCCCAUUUACAAGCACGUCUGAAGGGUUGGCUUUGAUCAGCUGAGCAGACUGCUUUGUAGAGUUUAUCAAGGAUUUGUCUUUCUUCCCUUCUUUUUAUUAUUUUGAAAGAAAAGGUGACUCAUAUUGGCUCUUUUGUAUGAAAUCUAUAAAGAAAAACAGCAAACUGGGAAAUCUUUGAUAAAUGUCCUGCUUAGUUAUUCAUGAUGUGUGCGUGAUCCACAGCUUGUUCUGUACUUGCUCUGUUUGCUUUUCUAUCAACUUAAAAGUCUGUGUUUGGCAGUAUCACCAUCAAUGCUUUGGUAAAAGUGAUUUCUGUUCCAGUGUUUUAUUGUGAACUCUGUUCAAUGAUAGUAAAUGCCUUUAAUUUUUCUAAGGAUCCUGUCGCCCAUUCAGCGUCUGCUCCUUUCAUGUAAAGCUCAUUCAUACCAUGGUAUGUUUUAACAGCCAGUUUGUUUCCAAAGUUACGGUUGGGUUACAUCAAAUGGAUUAUGCAUUAAAGUGCAGUCCUUUAGAGAGCAGAGGAGGACUCCCUAUGAGUUACAUAAUGUUGUGAUGCAGACGUAACGGUUUUAAACCUCAGUACUACCAUUUCUCAUAAUGAGGGUAGGAAGGCAUUCCGAGGAGCUCAGAACUGUUCGUGUUAAGUGGUGUUUUUGUUUUCUGCCUGCCAAGCACACAACGCUCACAGCUGUCAGCCUGACUGGUCAUAAUUCCAUAAAUAAACACUGUCUUUACUA
Girardinichthys multiradiatus is the source of this 2494-nucleotide messenger RNA. It is a transcript of the gene map6a, whose product is annotated as microtubule-associated protein 6a. The transcript has 4 exons. The coding region runs from base 520 to 1800 and encodes 426 amino acids. Gene Ontology annotation, molecular function: calmodulin binding; microtubule binding. Gene Ontology annotation, cellular component: cis-Golgi network; microtubule; Golgi-associated vesicle. The record is from RefSeq and is a predicted model, not a curated record. Gene Ontology annotation, biological process: regulation of microtubule cytoskeleton organization; cytoskeleton-dependent intracellular transport; microtubule cytoskeleton organization. Lineage: Eukaryota; Metazoa; Chordata; Actinopteri; Cyprinodontiformes; Goodeidae.